AUGAACACUUUAAUUGUUUUAUCUGCCCUCGUCGUGGCUGUUGCCCUUUGUGCUCCAGUUGAAGAAUCAUUCGUUAAUUUUUCUGAAGACACGUUGGGAAACUACAAGCUGAAUUUUAAUACUAAAGAUUCAUCUAGAAUCGAAGAAAGGAGUCAAGAUGGAAAAGUGAUUGGCAGUUUCAGUUUCUUGGAUACCGAUGGAGUCAAACACACUGUUUCUUAUGUUGCUGCUGGAGACGGAUUCAAGGCCGAUGGAGCUGAUCUUCCAGUUCCAGUAUCAGACACCCAAGACAUCAUUANNNNCAGCCUCUGCUGUCCCAGAAGAAGAUGCUGA
Nicrophorus vespilloides is the source of this 333-nucleotide messenger RNA. RefSeq lists its product as uncharacterized. The record is from RefSeq and is a predicted model, not a curated record. Gene Ontology annotation, cellular component: chitin-based extracellular matrix. The transcript has 2 exons. Bases 1 to 333 code for a protein of 110 amino acids. NCBI's taxonomy places the organism in Eukaryota, Metazoa, Arthropoda, Insecta, Coleoptera, Silphidae. Gene Ontology annotation, molecular function: structural constituent of chitin-based larval cuticle.